AUGGCUUCCAGUGGUGGCCCUAUCUCCCAGCAGGCUAUUCCACGUCUUCGUGUAACUACAGGCUGGGCCCGGCAUGUCAAGUGCGACGAACGCAAGCCCGUCUGCGGCAAUUGCACCAAGAAGAACAGACCGUGCAUGUAUGAAGCCAGCAGGCCGCCGUCUGAUCGAAACCAUCGCCGCCCUAGUUUUGACACCAAAGUCGACGAUCACACUCGAGGCAAGCAGCCCAGGGGGCCGAGUACUAUUACUACUAGUACCACUACUGGUACCAACACCGCGGUCAACUCCAAAACGACGUCCCCGUUCCUGGAGGCCCUGACCAGUGACAAGAACCAGCUCGUUGACACCCCUGCGUCGUUUGGGCCUGUUCUGGCCCAGUAUCUCAAUGACCAGUCGUCCUCGUGCGACGUGUUCCGCGUGCCUGGUCACAGCUUUGACAAAGACCACCUUCACCAGCACGACGGAGAUGAGCCGGGACAAGAAGUCACGGACCCAACAAGUCCAGCCUACUCAAAGGCCGGCAGCAGCACCCAACCCGGGCUGUUCUCAGGCAGAGCGUCGCCUCAACAUUCACCUCAGGCUGCUACGCGUUUGCACACCUCAGACUCGGUCCGCCCAAAUGGACACCUCGCCAGCAUCCUUGGGUCUCCGAGCGGAUUCUUUUCAAGAUAUGAUGAUGGGCUGGAUGGUCGUAGACAGGACAUUAUCUCAGCCAGCUACUCCACCAGAAAUUCAUUCAAGAACUCGCCGCCCCGCGUGGAGCUAGGAUCGAACAGCCCGCUAUAUUUGACCCCGCUGGAGUUAUUCAUCCUCCGAAACUUCGUGGAGCGAGUUGCACGAUGGAUCGAAGCAUUUUCUGAGGAAAAUCCCUAUUCCACCACGGUGCCUAUAUUGGCACUCGAGUGUCCGGCAGUUUUAUUCUCGUGUCUUGCCAUUUCGGCGAAGCAGUUGGCCUUGACGAGGACGGGGGCCGAGCCACAGAUCACAGAGGACGUCGCGGUCGAAUAUUACCAGAAAGCGCUGAAGGCGUUCAGUACGCUCUUAAUGGAGCCCGACUCGGCACACAGCGAUAAAAUCCUGGCGUCCAGCAUCAUGCUCUCAAGCUAUGAAAUGCUGGACGUGGUCGGAGAAAAUUUUGGCUCGCACCUCCGAGGCAUUGCCUCCCUCCUGCAGCUGUGGCAAGUCAACGGAGAUUCAUCCGGCAUCAAAGGCGUUGUCUACUGGACAUGGUAUCGAUCAGACACAUGGGCCGCUUUGCACGCCGGGCGGCGCAUGUUCUUGGACGAACACUACUGGGAGCCUCGUGCGGUGGACUCUUUCGACGACUUGUCCCACGAGGAGAUCGCCAACCGCGCCAUGUUCCUGCUCGGACAGUGCAUCAGCUUAUGCAAUGACCAACAGGACCGAGAGAGUGCGGAGACGGCGGCAGAGGAGCUGAACAAACAACAAAGAAUGAGGGACAAGCUUCGAAAUGACAUCGAGCAGUGGAAACGGAUGCUUCCCCCGUCAAUGACACGAUUCUUUGUGAGCCAGCCGCCGCCGCCGCCUCAGGAAGAGCAUCAGCAGCAAGAGGAAAGCACAUCGUAUCAGCACUCGCGGAACAUAUCAUCCAUAUGGUACGUGUUUCCGCACUGCGCAGCGGUCGGAAUCCAAAUGUACCACGCAUGUCAAAUAUUACUCGCGCUCAGCGGCCUCCCAUCUUCAUCCCUGCGACAGGGGCGGGGAAUCUUUACGUCGACCGCCGAGUCGCUGUCGGUGCGACGGCUGAUCAAUCGGUCGCGUGAACAGAUCCUGCUCAUCGCCAGCUCGGGCAUGACCGACCCUUUCAGCUUCAUCUCCACGCAGUGUUUGUACAUUGCGGGGCUGGUUACCGAGGGCGUCCAGGAGCGGCGGCGCACGCUCGAGCUGAUCGAGGAGUGUCAGAGACAGUCGGGUCGGCGCACGGUGUGCAUUGCCGACGAGCUUCGGACGGCGUGGGCGGAGGAGUGGUAG
This is a messenger RNA of Fonsecaea erecta, 1992 nucleotides long. RefSeq lists its product as hypothetical. Gene Ontology annotation, molecular function: zinc ion binding; DNA-binding transcription factor activity, RNA polymerase II-specific; transcription cis-regulatory region binding. The record is from RefSeq and is a predicted model, not a curated record. Lineage: Eukaryota; Fungi; Ascomycota; Eurotiomycetes; Chaetothyriales; Herpotrichiellaceae. The transcript is spliced from 5 exons. Gene Ontology annotation, biological process: positive regulation of transcription by RNA polymerase II. Gene Ontology annotation, cellular component: nucleus. The coding region runs from base 1 to 1992 and encodes 663 amino acids.